Boleophthalmus pectinirostris (great blue-spotted mudskipper) is the source of this 8773-nucleotide messenger RNA. Its product is annotated as plexin-B1-like. Gene Ontology annotation, biological process: regulation of GTPase activity; regulation of cell shape; regulation of cell migration. Gene Ontology annotation, cellular component: semaphorin receptor complex. Gene Ontology annotation, molecular function: semaphorin receptor activity; protein binding. NCBI's taxonomy places the organism in Eukaryota, Metazoa, Chordata, Actinopteri, Gobiiformes, Gobiidae. The record is from RefSeq and is a predicted model, not a curated record.
GAGACCUCAGCACAGUGGGCAAACUCCAGGCGAACUCUUCUCUUUUUAUGGAACAAUUCUGCAACACUGUGUGCAAAAGGAAAUUUUUAAGUUUGUGACUUGCGUAUGUGUGGACUACUCAUCACCGAAAGUGGUGCGCUCCAGAAGCGGUAAAAGCGCUGUGAUUGUGAGCUGACGGAGCCCCGGACGAAGAGGAAAAGCGUGCUCCCGUCGCGGUGUGGAGGAGCGCAGCCGCGGUUCUCCGUCUGUACACGGGGCAAGCAGGUAAUGCCCAGGAGGAGUGAAGCAGAACUCUGACGCUCCUCCGAUAGAGGGAGCUGAUCUCCAUGAGGAUUAUGCUGCAGGACAUCUCGUGAGGCUCUGAAGCCAUUCCUCCAGGGAUGGGAGCUCACUGUUGGGCUGGACCCCCAGUGCUCCUCCUGGUGCUCACUGUGGUCCGGCCCAGUGGUGUCCACUGUGAAUCAGACUCCUCUGACUUGUAUCCCACUUUUACCCACCCCGACACUCUGUUUGAGCACUUGGCCCUGCACCCGGACCCUCGUGUCGGUCGGGUUUAUGUGGGUGCCCGAAACCAUCUCUUCCAACUGGACAAAAACCUACAGGUGGAGGUCCAAGCUGACACUGGCCCAGUGACCGACAGCCAGGAGUGCCUGCCCCCUGUGACAGAGAUCACAUGUCCGCAGGCUCGAAGUACUAGCAACCACAACAAGCUGCUGCUGGUCGACCCAUACUCUGGGAACCUCAUCACCUGUGGGAGUGUCAAUCAGGGAAUCUGUCAGAAACGAAGCCUGGACUCUGUCGAUCAAAUCUUCUUCUCUACCGAAAGACCAGUAGAUACUCAAUAUGUAGCAGCCAACCAUCCCAAUGUCAGCACUGUAGGAGUAGUUGUCCGGGCCUAUCCUGACCGCCAGCCUGUUUUGUUUGUUGGACGGGGUUACACCAGCAGCCAUCCUCCCAUUUCCACCCGAAACCUUGCCCAAGGAUCUAUUUUUUCUUAUGAAGACACAGCUAAACUUGCUGUAGCUGGACGCCUCUCAGAGUACGAUCAUCAUUUUGUGGCCACAUUGCACCAACAUCAUGUAUAUUUCUUGUUCUACAGGCGAGAUCUAAAGUCUCAGUCUAGGGAAUAUCGGACAUAUGUGUCUCGAGUUUGCCUGGACGACCAGUCGUACUACUCCUAUGUAGAGGUGCCUUUAACUUGUCGCUCCAGAGCAGGGAAGGUGUACAGUCUACUGCAGGCCGUGCAACUGGGCCGCUCAGGGGGGGAUGCAGGAGGUCAGGAUGUCCUGCUGGGGGUCUUCUCCACUCAGUCGACCUCAUCACCUCGGCCCAGUGAAGACUCUGCCCUCUGUAUGUUUAACCUACGAGAUAUAGAUUCAAGGAUCAACUCCACCAGAGACCUGUGCUACACCCAGAUGGGCAAAGAGGCAGGCACAGAGGCGGCCUACAUCGAGUAUGAAGUCAAGUCCAUCUGUGCUAAUCUACCCACAAACACCCUGGAGGCAUACCCAUGUGGCUCAGACCACACCCCCAGUCCCAUGGCCAGCAGAAUCUCUGUGGAUGCUGAGACCAUCCUCGAUAGCCCCUCAGCCCGACUUACUGCUGUGGCAGUCAGUGUGAGGGCUGGGCAUGUAAUCACUUUCCUGGGUGACUCCAAAGGGAAUAUGCAUAAGGUGUUUUUGGGGCCAAACGGUGAGGUGGAGGAGUACUCCAUCAUCUCCAUCCAACAAAACACUGCCAUUAGUGCAGAUCUCAUUCUGGACCAGGCAGAGCAGCAUCUUUUCAUCAUGACUCAGAACAUGCUGCAGAAGAGACCAGUGGCUGAGUGCUGGAGGCAUGAGGACUGCCACUCCUGUCUGCUGGCCCACGACCCCUACUGCGGCUGGUGUGUCCUACAAGGAAGGUGCAUGUUACAGUCUGAAUGUGCUCGUGGACAGCAGCCUGGACAGUGGCUCUGGAGUUUUGAUAUGGAGCAACAGUGUCUCUCCAUUCAAGAGCUCAGCCCUGCCAAUGUCAGCAAGGAUGAGAGUCACAUGAUAUCCCUCUUUGUCCCGGGACUACCAGUGUUGGAGAAGGGCGAGUCCUACACAUGUUUUUUCCAGAACAGUGAAAGUCCUGCCUCUGUCAGCUCCACGGGUGUCUCAUGUCGUUCCCCACACCCCAGUCGAGUGCCUGUGGUGCCUCCAGGACAAGAUUUUGUCAAAGUGGUAUUGUCUCUGCGUUUUGGGAAUGUGACAGUCACAGAGAGGGACUUCUCGAUCUUUGACUGUCAAGCAGUGAAGCAACUGUCUGGGAGCAUGCCCUGUCGAGGGUGUGUCCUGAGCCGCUGGGGCUGUAAUUGGUGCGUUCAUCAGCACACGUGCACACACAAACCCACUUGCGAAGAGGGGGUCAUCAUUUAUAACCAGCAUUUCAAACUCCCUACAUCUCCUCCCCCCACUUCCAAAGCCCUGGAGAUCAUCACCACAGACCUGACGCCCACAUCAACAGUUGCCGUGACGACCACCACAGCUCCUAUUACUACCGCUCGGGUGCCCCCUACCACCACCUUACCCCUAACCACCACCACCCCCCUUACAACUACUACAAGUACUACAACUCCUGUCACCACUACUGCUGUUACUACUACUACUACUACUACUACUACUACUACUACUACUGCUACACCAGAGACUACUGCCAGCCCCUUCACCACAGCACCUAGCACCCAGGCUAGUAUUGCCCUUCCCCCCACCAUACCUACACCAGAGGGUCACGCUGAAGCGGCACCCACCCCCACAAAUGACAGUCCAGGUUUGGUCCCAGUUACCCAGGCUGAUGGUCAAAGUGGAGAAUUGGACCAAGUCAUGCCUUUGAUGAUCCCCCAUAUGGAACCAGAUACAGUGUCCCAGGAAAUGCUCUCAGAAGACACGCCUAUUACCCAAGAUGUUUCUGGACCACCUACCCUUGAUCCGAAUAGUUUUCCUCUACCCACACCUUUCCUUAUGGGCGCUGACGCUGACUCUGACUCUAAUGAAUUCCAAACAAGCAACCCUCCUCCACCUCCUAACCCCCCAACUGAAGGCCCCGAGGUGCUGGUGUGGUCGAAAGAAAAAGAAGAACCAGAAGACCAAAUUAAACAGGUUGAAAACGACACUGCUACAUUUUCAGCUGGGACUGUCCUGUCAGGAGAUGGAGAGAUGGAGCAUGCCCCACCACCCCCCUCCCCUCUUCUCCAGGACUCUGACUCUGAGCUGGACUAUCAGUAUGACCAAGAUGAGGGCUUUCUCCCUGGAGAUGAGGGCUCCUAUGUUAGCUGGGGGGCCUCUGCAUGCCCAUGUGUCGAGAAGAUCCAGGGCUCCUCACUGCUGCCAGUCAGUGUUAAGAGGAAGAUUACACUUUUGGCACACAAUCUGCACCUCUAUCAGGACCCUGAGCUGGAUUAUGAGUGUGUGCUGGUAAUCGAGGGUCAAACCGUGGUGGUAGAUGCCUAUGUAGAAAUGGAUGACAUAAAUCCAUCCAACUUUGAUAUCACCUGUCAGCUGCAUGAGUAUGAAUACUCAGCCCAGUUGGAGGAGUAUAAUGCCAUGGUUUAUGUGAAAAGGAGAGAUACAUUUCAUGUGGACAGUACUCCAGAUCUAUACGUGACACUGUACAACUGCUCGGUGGGGCGCUCAGACUGCAGCCGUUGCCACACUGCGGAUCAGAAGUACGGCUGUGUGUGGUGUGGGGGGGCUCAGGCCAGCUGUAUGUACUCCGACACUUGCAGCCACCUCGUAGAGAAGACCUGUCCCGCACCAGUCAUACACUCAAUUGAACCUUUGUCCGGCCUGUUGGAGGGAGGAACCAUGGUAACUAUAACUGGCUCUAACCUGGGACAGAAGCCUGAAGACAUUCUCCACUCUGUGUCUGUGGCUGAGGUUCCCUGCACGGUCAUCCCGAGUCUCUAUGAAGUCUCCUCCAGGAUUGUUUGCAAAACCAGGGCCAGUGGUGGACCGACUGCUGGCCAUGUGUCUGUCACUGUGAGUGGAGGGGAGUUCGGCCUUUCCAGCCAAAUGUUCAGUUAUCAGGAUCCUUUUGUCAUGGGUGUGUCACCUGUUAGGGGCCCUAAGGCUGGAGGAACCGUUCUCAAUGUUACCGGCCUAAACUUGCUAACAGGACGUCCAGCAGACCUCAACAUUACUGUUGGAAGAGUGCCCUGUAAAAUAGUGUCUGAGGUGCACAUGUCCAGUGUACAGUGUGAGACAGGCCCCAGUAAAGAGAUCGGAGAACAUCGGCUCACUUUGCAUUAUGGCCACAGCCAGCGCCACCUUCAUUCAACCAAGUACCUCUAUAGCCCCAAUCCCAACGUCACCCAUGCCUCACCAGCCAACAGCUUCAUGGGCGGUGGCCGGCUGAUUUAUGUGUAUGGAUACAACCUGGAUGUGGUGCAAAGGCCCCGGAUGGUGGUCACCAUCUCUCUGCUGGAAACCCCAGUCACCCAGACUAAAGCUAAGAGCCGUAGAAGGAGAAGUGGGCGAAAAAGCAGAAGUGAACCUGAUUUCAAACAGUUUGUGGGCUCCUGUGAGGUGAACUCCUCCUCUCUCAUCCUGUGCCAUUCUCCUGUGGUGGACCCCACUGUGCAAGGUUCAGAGGUCAAAGUAGAGUUUCAGUUUGAUAACCUCAGUUUUGACUUCAGCACUCUGAACAGCCAGCCUUUUAGCUAUGAGCCCAACCCCAUUCUGCAGCCCCUCAAUCAGCAGGACCCACUGAAGGUCUACCGCUACAAUCCGGGCAGCUUUAUCCAACUGGAGGGUGAGAACCUGGACCUGGCCAUGACCAAAGAUGAGGUGUUGGUGCAGGUGGGGGAGGGAGUUUGUGCAGUGAAGACUUUAACCAAAAACCACCUGUACUGUGAGCCUCCUCCUCAGCAGCCCUCGCCUGCCGCCAAUGGAAACAAAAGAGAGGGUUCUGACAGCCUACCUGAGUUCAUAGUAAGAAUGGGAAACCUGAAUUUCGCCCUGGGCAAAGUGCAGUAUGACAACCCCAGUUUGGCCACUUUCCCUUUGGAAGCCCAGAUUGGAGUGGGAGUGGGAGCUUCGAUUGUUGCUUUAAUCGUCCUCAUUAUUGUUCUCAUCUACAGGAGGAAGAGUAAACAGGCUCUGAGGGACUAUAAAAAAGUCCAGAUACAACUGGAGAACCUAGAGACUAGUGUGAGAGAUCGCUGCAAGAAGGAGUUCACAGACUUGAUGACAGAAAUGAUGGAUAUGUCGAGUGAUCUGGUGGGGUCAGGCAUCCCUUUCCUUGACUACCGCAUGUACGCAGAACGCAUUUUCUUCCCUGGCCACCGGGAGUCCCCGCUGCGACGGGACUUGGAUGUUCAGGAGAGUCGACGACAGACUGUGGAGCAGGGUCUGGUGCAGCUGUCCAAUCUCCUCAACAGCAAACUCUUCCUCACCAAGUUCAUCCACACUCUUGAAAGCCAGCGCACGUUUUCGCCUAGAGAUCGGGCUUAUGUGGCCUCUCUGCUGACAGUGUCCCUGCAUGGCAAACUGGAGUACUUCACAGACAUCCUGAAAACCCUUCUGAAUGAUCUGGUGGAGCAAUAUGUGGCCAAGAACCCAAAACUGAUGCUCCGGAGGACAGAGACUGUAGUGGAAAAACUGCUAACCAACUGGAUGUCAAUUUGUCUUUAUACUUUCCUUAGGGAUUCAGCAGGAGAACCAUUAUACAUGCUGUUCAGGGCCAUAAAGCACCAGGUGGAUAAAGGCCCAGUGGACGCCGUGACAGGAAAGGCCAAAUACACUCUUAAUGACAACCGGUUGCUAAGAGAAGAUGUUGAAUACAAAACUGUGACUCUAAAUGUGCUGGUACAGGGCAGUGGGCUCAGUGACAGCCAGCCCCUGACCUCCAAAGUGCUGGACUGUGACACCAUCACCCAGGUCAAAGAGAAGAUCCUGGACCAAGUCUUUAAGGGCACAUCCUUCUCACAUCGCCCUCAUGCUGAUUCUCUGGAUUUAGAGUGGCGAUCAGGAGUAGCCGGGCACCUGAUCUUGUCAGACGAGGACCUGACCUCAGUGGUGCAAGGCAGCUGGAAACGCCUUAACACUUUGCAGCACUAUAAAGUCCCAGAUGGGGCAACUGUCGCUCUUAUACCUCGACACACCAAGCACAUCCAUCAUGACAACCAUGAAUACGUAGCUGGAGAGAAAACUCCUAUGCUGGAGGAUGCAGAUGAAGGAGGAGUGAGAUUGUGGCACCUGGUUAAAGCCAGUGAGGAGCCAGAGCUUCCCAAACACCGCAGAGGGAGCAUGAGGGAGAGAGAGAGAGCCAAAGCUAUCCCAGAGAUCUACCUUACCAGACUACUGUCCAUGAAGGGAACAUUGCAGAAGUUUGUGGAUGAUCUAUUCAUGGUGAUCCUCAGUACCAGUCGCCCAGUUCCUCUGGCAGUCAAGUAUUUUUUUGACCUCUUGGAUGAUCAAGCAGGGCAGCACGGCAUCACCGACCCAGAGACUAUUCACAUCUGGAAGACCAACAGCCUUCCUCUGCGUUUCUGGAUCAACAUUGUGAAAAACCCUCAGUUCAUUUUUGAUGUCCAGGCUUCAGAUCAUGUGGAUGCUGUGCUUUCAGUCAUUGCUCAGACAUUCAUGGAUUCUUGUACGAUAGCUGAGCACAAACUGGGAAGGGAUUCUCCCAUUAACAAACUGCUGUAUGCCAGAGACAUUCCUCGUUACAAGCAGAUGGUUGAAAGGUACUACGCUGACAUCAGGCAGACAAUCUCAGCCAGUGACCAGGAGAUGAACUCUGCUCUUGCUGAAUUAUCGAGGAACUACUCUGGAGAGCUAAACUACCUGGUGGCACUGCAUGAACUCUACAAGUAUAUCAAUAAAUACUACGACCAGAUCAUAACAGCACUUGAGGAGGACACCACAGCCCAGAAAAUGCAGCUGGGAUACAGACUCCAGCAGAUUGCUGCUGCAGUAGAGAAUAAAGUGACAGACUUGUGACAGAAACACCUCACUGUUCUCUGCUGAAGGAGAUGGACUCUUGCGGGAUGGGAGUAUCAACGCUGAACAGGACAAUGUUCAGUGGACAGGCCAAGUAAUGGACCCUGACUAAGAAGUGGAUGUGCAAAGUGCUUUUCUCAGCAACAUUUCAUAGAUAGUGAGUCUUCCAACUGUUGCCUUACUGCAGUCUACUGUGUACAAUGUUUGGGAACCCUAAAACCCAAAUCUUUUGGUCCAUGUAGUACAUGCCCAGGUUUCUCUAUAUUUUGUUUUUAAAAGCAGAAAUGUAUUAUUUGCACUUGUUAAAAAUACUGAAUGCCCCAAAUUCUCAAGACAAAAUUGGAGCAACCUGUGUUUUCAGGUUUGUUCAGUUGCAGUUACAGCAGUGAAUGUGAAUGCAUUUCUGGCUACCAGUGGUGGAAAUGGGACGCAUAAUACCAUAAUAAAGUACAAUUACAGUAACAAAGAAAGUACUUCAAAUCUAUUAAGAAGUCAAAUGAGGCGAUCUUGAUAAAAAACUGUGCAAAUUUUACCAAAGCGACUGAACUGAAUUAAGUUUUCUUUGUUGCUCAGUGCUAGGUCUUGAACUAAAAACAGACAGGAUGCCAUUAUGAACGUACAGAUAUUGCUCUCAAAUGUAGUAAUGUAAAAGUGAAAAGUAUCCAGUGUAAAUAAUUUAUUUCAGAAAAGAUUGUACCUAAGGAAAGUACUUUUUGCUUCUUUACUUUCCACCACUGCUGGCUACUAAUGUAUAUUUUAUGGAAAUGGCAACUUUUAAAACUAAAAUAACGCAAUUUUAAAAUUAUCAUUAUGUCUUAUUUUGAAGUUAAUGUCUUCCCAUGUAAUUCUGUUAAUGUCUAUGCAGCCCUCUACCUCAGCCUCAUGCUGCAUCAUUUUUUGCAACAGUUAAAUACAUUAUUAAUUCAUUCAGCAAUAUAUUGAUCAGUUUUAACUAGCAAUACAUCUGCACAGAAAAAUGACCUGUCCUUUUGAAUGGUUGGCAUUUUUAAAAAGUAAGCCAAAAUCCCAGUGACAACUGCCAAGUUGUUUUUUUUUUUUUUGUAUUUAACAUUCCUUUUAACAAAUAUAUUUAAUGAAAUAGGGCAUUUUUGUAGGAUUUAGGGCUGCUCUGUAUUUGAAAAUAUUGUAAUAUGGCUGUUAAGUACUACAAUAUUGAUAUUAUUUUGAUAUUUUAAUAUACUUUUAACACACAACUUCAGUUACAACAAAAAGUACAUGCCUUACAUUACUAGUCAAACUUGGUCAGAAUAAAAAAAAGAUGACACAAAACCAAGACUAAAUCAAGGCAAAUUUUGGGCUAUGGAAAAUUUGCCUUUUAACAGUUUUUGUAUAAUAAAGUACAUUUCUGUCAGUACUUUGGUACACUUGCAAAAUAAUUUGUUUUGUGAAAUUGACCUAAUGUAAAUGACAAAUGAACAAAGCCGAGGUGUAUAGUGAUAAGACACUGCAAUCAGAGCCUUUGUGGCAAGCCACUGAAGUCAUCAUUAUGUAUGCCAACAGUUUAUGUAUCCAACAGACUUUGCACUAACAUUUUGCAUGUGGUGUUAUGCUUCAUCAUUAGGCUUUAUAAUGGCACCCAGUUUAUAGGCUGUAUGUAAGGAACUGAGGGACACUAAACUGCUGUAUGGCUGGAUACUAUCACAGGCUCCCAGAAACAGCUACUGUAUAUGGAUGUGUAUUUUCUGUUUAUAUUGUAUAUAGUGAUUUCAGAUGAAACUGUAGUGAUUUAACAUAAGAGAAUGUUAUUCUCACACAUUGUGAUGGAAUAAAGUAUUCUAAGUAUUGCA